AUGAGUUUGGGCAACCAAUUGUCAUCAGUUGUGUUGAUUCUGAGUCAAAUCGGUUGCAACUCUGCACGACGCAGUUUUUGUAUGUUCAAGCCUUCGCCGUUAACUUUGCCAACGCUUAAACGCAGAGCUUUUGCGCCAAAAGCCACAGCUUCCCCGACCGCCGUCGUCGAAACAAAGCCCGAUCCUGUUAUGGACGAGACAAAGCUGAACAUCCGCAAGAACAUUUUAGCUUGUCCUAUUUGUUAUGAACCAGUAAUUUGGAAUGGUAAUCCCAGCUUAUCUUUGGAAUCUGCAGCUCAGUCUAGUUUGCAAUGCAGUACCUGCAGAAAGACAUACUCUGGUAACGAGACACAUCUCGACCUGACAAUAACCGGUGGUGGAAAGGUGUAUGGUGAACCUAAGGCAGCAUCUACCGAGCUUUUCAGGUUUCCUUUGGUAUCAUUUCUCUAUGAAAGGGGUUGGCGACAAAGUUUUUCUGUAUGGGGUGGUUUUCCAGGCCCAGAGAAAGAGUUUGAAUUGACCAAAGAUUACCUCAAGCCAGUCUUAGGUGGAAAUAUUAUUGAUGCCAGUUGUGGGAGUGGAUUAUUUUCAAGACUUUUUGCCAAGAGCGGAUUAUUUUCCCUUGUUGUUGCUUUGGACUUUUCAGAGACUAUGUUGCAGCAAUGUUAUGAAUUCAUGAAGCAAGAUGAUAACUUUCCAGAAGAGAACAUAAUACUGGUUAGGGCUGAUAUCUCCAGGCUUCCCUUUGCUUCAAGUACUGUGGAUGCCGUGCAUGCUGGUGCGGCUUUACACUGUUGGCCUUCACCAUCGGCAGCUGUGGCAGAAAUAAGUCGUGUAUUAAAACCGGGAGGGAUCUUUGUUGCUACAACAUACAUAGUUGAUGGCCCCCUUUCAUAUGUUCCCUAUCGCAGACCUAUACGUCAGAACGUCGCGCUACUCUCAGGUAGCCAUGUAUUCUUAUCUGAGAAAGAACUUGAAGAUCUUUGCACGUCUUGUGGGCUUGUCGAUUUUACAUGCACCAGGAACAGAAGUUUCGUGAUGAUCUCGGCUGCAAAACCCAAAUGA
This is a messenger RNA of Fraxinus pennsylvanica, 1065 nucleotides long. The record is from the annotation of a GenBank genome assembly. NCBI's taxonomy places the organism in Eukaryota, Viridiplantae, Streptophyta, Magnoliopsida, Lamiales, Oleaceae.